Molecule: messenger RNA, 1058 nt
Organism: Chenopodium quinoa (quinoa)
Lineage: Eukaryota; Viridiplantae; Streptophyta; Magnoliopsida; Caryophyllales; Amaranthaceae
Product: phosphoglycerate mutase-like protein 4
Exons: 7
Coding region: 124-705 (193 amino acids)
Cellular component (GO): cytosol; cytoplasm
Molecular function (GO): phosphatase activity
Source: RefSeq, a predicted model, not a curated record
ACUAAGCUGACUGCUGCAAAAGGACAUCCCUAAGUCAACCAGGAAAGGCAUCAUAUAGCUAACGAGAGCUGCAAGAUUCGUCAUCCGGCAUCCUCCUCACUUCCCUGCAUCUUCUAUAACCAAAUGGCUGCCUCUGAUUCCAGGGUGACAAUGAAAUGCGUUCCAACUAAUGAAUCUUGUACCGAAUUUAUCCUUGUUCGUCAUGGUGAAACUGUAUGGAAUGCUAUUGGAAAAAUGCAGGGGCAGUCAGAUAUUGACUUGAAUGAGGCUGGGAGACAGCAGGCUGUUGCAGUUGCUAAACGCCUUUCAAGGGAACCUAAUAUCUCAGUUGUAUACUCAUCUGAUCUGAUGAGGGCACUAGAGACAGCUGAAACUAUAGCAGCCGAAUGUGGUGGGCUUGAGGUUAAUCGUGAUGAAGACCUGAGGGAAAGACAUAUAGGGGAGCUUCAGGGAGUUGUUUAUGAUGAAUCAAUAUCCAAGAUUUACCCCAAGGCUUUUGCAGCUCUCAUAUCAGGUGAAGAAGUUCCGGGUGGAGGUGAAAGUCGAGAUCAACUGCACAUAAGAAGCAUAGCUUCACUGCAAAGAAUUGCUCAAAAACAUAGAGGAGCGCGAGUGAUUGUAGUAACACACGGAGAAGUUAUAAGAAAUUUGUAUAGGAGACUUGUACCUUUUGAAGGUCAUCCUGGAGACGUAUCCAACACAUAAAUAAGUGUACUUGAGUUGUCCAAAAGAGAUGUUUGGUCCUUCAACAGUCAUCUCAGAGAAACAGAAUAUCUAGAAUCAGCACUUGGUGGAGGAGGUUUGUUGUGCUAGCUCACACCUCAAUACCUUAGACUUAAUUGCUUAUGGCUUCAUGAUAUUUUUGUAACAAGUGCAACUGAAUGUUACACUGUUACAUAAGCUGUGAAUUUUUUAAUUUUAUUUUUCAUAAAUAAAUUGUUACAUGUGAGUAAUUAUGAUAAACUGGAAGAAUUUGUAUUGUUAAAAACUUAAAAUUUGAAGGGAAAAAAAAUACUUAAUUUCUGUUCAUUCUUCCCUAGCUUUCCAUUCUGUGAUAU